UGAAAAUGAUCGAAUGAUGAUUUUUUUUUAAUGUAGUGCCUCGAUUUCCUUCACUUUUGUGACGACGGCGUAGUUCAGAUGAAACAGGACACCGUAUAUUAUUAUUUUUGCCAGUGUCUUCAAACGCAUCACAACGCCACUGUGACGGUGUAACAAACGGAUGUGACGUAGGGCGUGAUAACCAUCCUUAACCUAAUCCACUUCGUGUGUGCUCAUGAUGCUACUUGUCAGUAAACGCAACGAAAACAAAAUGUUAUUUUAAAACGACACCUCCGAUAAAACCUUUUUUUCUACUAUUUUUUAUUUUUUUCUGGAUCGUCGAGAAUCAUGGAACCUUCCAGGAGGAGCGAGGACGACUGGCAGGGGCUGAUUAAUGAGUUUGUGGUUUGCAAACAGAAACUGGAGAGCAAGAAGGACGCUUUUCUGAUUCUGUCCAAGGAGCUGGAUACCUGUCAGCAGGAGAGGGACCAGUACCAGCUGAUGGCCAACCAGCUGCGAGAGCGGCACCAGGGACUCAAGAAGAAAUACAGAGAGCUCAUUGAUGGUGAUCCCUCUCUACCUCCAGAAAAAAGAAAUCAAGUGAAUCUUGCCCAGCUACUGAGAGACUCCAAAGAUAAAAAUCAUCAACUGUCUGAGGAGGUGAAGGAGCUGAAACAGCGACUGGUGGAAGCUCAGGGUGAUAACAAGCUCCUCCGUAUGACCAUCACCAAACAGAGGCUGGGGGAUGAGGAGGUCGGUGCCCGACAUUUUGCUGCGCAUGAACGUGAGGAUCUUGUCCAACAGUUAGAAACAGCACGAGAACAGAACCAUGUGCUGGAGAACAGUGUGAGGUCGCUGACCGAUGAGCUUCAGGAUGUUCGGGCAGAGAGGGACGUGUUUCAGCAGAAAGCUCAUCGACUUAAUGUGGAGAUAAACCACAUCGUUGGCAAUGACGAGAUUCGCUUCCUGGACAUUGACGCCCUCUGUGUGGAGAACAGGUAUUUGCACGAGCGACUCAGUCAACUGCAGCAGGAGGCCAAUCUGCUCAAAACCAAUCUGACCAAGUACAAGAGCGCCCUGGAGUGCAGGAAGAACUCCACCAUCAGUGGUAAAGCCAACAGUAGUGCACUGACCGGGGUUCUCUCUGCCAGACAAGUGAAGGAGUUGCUGCUGUCUGAAGAGAACGGCUGCAGUCUGCCGGUGACUCCUCAGUCAAUCUCGGACCUCAAGUCUCUGGCCACCGCUCUGCUGGAAACCAUCCACGAGAAGAACAUGGUGAUUCAGCACCAGCGACAAAUCAACAAGAUUCUUGGCAACCGAGUUGCAGAACUGGAAAAGAAGCUGAAAACACUAGAGAUGUCAGGAUUAUGGAGACUUCCCGGUCUGACUUAUAAUGUGUCUCUGGGCAUCAAUGGAGGAAAAGACACCAUCAUCAUCAGGGACACAAUACAGUCUGUUGGACACAAAGAUGACAGCGCUGAAAACACAAUUCCAGAACAGCAGAACUCACCCGAUGCUGGAAAUACAGACUGUGAAAAAACAAAUACAUUUGAAUCCCAGAGUGCAGCACCGUCUGAGGAGUACUCUGAGCACUCUGAACAGAACCACACUGAAGAUCCGACUGAUGACAAGCGGGAGAACCCUGAGACCGAGAUACCAAACGACAUCACCCAGAUCCCAGUGGAUCUAACUCCUUCACCAAACCAAGAGGAGAGUCCGAGUGAUUACCUAUCUACAGCGUUAGAAAGAAACACUGCCCAUCCACCAGCUACUCCACAAAUAACUUUAGAAACCACACAGUCUCUGGAUGGACACGGAGAUGAGUCGGACGGCCACCAGGGGCUGGAUGAAACUGUUAAGUGUUUCAUUACGGAGGACAGCUCUAGUGAUGCUGAUGCUAAAGGGCAACAAGUCAACAACCAACCAAACCUGGAGACUGAGGUUUUACAUAAUAAUGUGAAUUAGGAACUCUGAUGUAAGAGCGCUAGUCAUAAAAAUGACGUUUAUAACUUGAUAGCUUUAUUUUAUUUAACGAGAACAUAUGUAGCUGAAAAAAGUAUAUAUAUUAAAAAAAAACACAGAUUAUUUGACACAUGAUAAACUACUGUUUAUCUCUUGUAAGGAAGUGGUGUGGUCUCUGUCUGUCUUUCACUGUCACAGUGUGGGAUGUGAUCAUCUUGAAUUGGAUUUUGGACCAGGUAUUCAGAAUCUAUAUUAUUUUCACUUUCAUUAAUACUGAUAUAAGGUGUGUGUUUUUAAUGUUGUAAUCUCACGUUUUUAUGUUGAGCACAGCAUUUUUACACCAGGUCUAAUAUAAUCUUCUGUACAGCUGUAACUGUAACUGUUCACAUUUGUACCAGUAGUUGUCACAAUGUCGGGAGCUCAGCCGUGUUGGAGAUGUGGACAGGUGGUUUAGUGAGAAAGCAUGCAAGUGUUUA
Molecule: messenger RNA, 2417 nt
Organism: Cynoglossus semilaevis (tongue sole)
Lineage: Eukaryota; Metazoa; Chordata; Actinopteri; Pleuronectiformes; Cynoglossidae
Product: coiled-coil domain-containing protein 149-like
Exons: 13
Coding region: 328-1944 (538 amino acids)
Source: RefSeq, a predicted model, not a curated record